Messenger RNA from Linum tenue, 666 nucleotides. NCBI's taxonomy places the organism in Eukaryota, Viridiplantae, Streptophyta, Magnoliopsida, Malpighiales, Linaceae. The record is from the annotation of a GenBank genome assembly.
AUGGAGGAAGUAAAGUUGCUAGGAUGGUGGGUGAGCCCUUUCAGCAGAAGGGUAGAGCUCGCCCUCAAACUCAAAGGCGUGGGCUACGAAUACAUUGAGCAAGAUCUUGCCCACAAGAGCCAACUGCUGCUCGAGUACAACCCUGUUCACAAAAAGGUUCCUGUCCUCGUCCACAACGGCAAAACAAUGGCGGAAUCCCUCGUCAUUUUGGAGUACAUUGACGAGACAUGGCCAAACAACCCCAUCCUCCCCCGGAACCCUUACGACAAGGCCAUGGCACGAUUCUGGGCUCAGUUCAUCGAGGAAAAGUGCAAUGGUGGGUUGUGGAAAAUUAUGUGGUGCAAAGACGAGGAAGAGAGAGGGAAGUUGGUGGAGGAAGCCUCGCAGUGUUUUAUAACACUGGAAGGUGAGCUCAAGGGCAACAAGUUCUUCGGAGGGGAGGAGAUUGGGAUGGUGGACAUAGCUGCGAAUUUCAUCGGAUACUGGCUUGGAGUGGUUCAGGAAGUGAGUGGGAUGGAGCUGGUGACUCGAGACAAGUUUCCGGUGCUGUGCAAAUGGAUGGAUGAGUUUGUGGAGCACAGUGUGGUGAAGGAGACUCUGCCUCCCAGAGAUGAGCUCCACGCGGAGUUCGAAGCUCGACUUGGCGCUCCGUCUUGGAAGUACUGA